This is a messenger RNA of Limulus polyphemus (Atlantic horseshoe crab), 1097 nucleotides long. RefSeq names its product succinate dehydrogenase cytochrome b560 subunit, mitochondrial-like. Gene Ontology annotation, cellular component: membrane. The coding region runs from base 55 to 570 and encodes 171 amino acids. Gene Ontology annotation, biological process: tricarboxylic acid cycle; mitochondrial electron transport, succinate to ubiquinone. The transcript is spliced from 6 exons. The record is from RefSeq and is a predicted model, not a curated record. Gene Ontology annotation, molecular function: succinate dehydrogenase activity; electron transfer activity. NCBI's taxonomy places the organism in Eukaryota, Metazoa, Arthropoda, Merostomata, Xiphosura, Limulidae.
CUCCUGUAGGAUCUUUCAGAUUCUGUUGUUAAUAGAAGACGAGGAAGAGACGAAAUGGCUUACGCUGUGAGGUUUGCUGCUCGUGAAAUGUUAUGGAAACCUCGAUUAUUGACAACUUUGUCAUUAAAAUGUAUUCAACCCAUGGCUACAGCACCUGCCAAGCUACGACCAAAUGAGGACUUUUGGGUAAAAAACAAGCGUCUUGAAAGACCUCUAUCGCCCCACCUAUCUAUUUAUAAACCUCAGCUAACAUCAAUGCUAUCCAUCACACACAGAGGCUCAGGAGCAGCCAUGGCUUCAGUUUUAUGGGGAUUUUCUAUUGGAAUGUUAGUACUGCCAGGAAGCUUUCCUCAUUAUCUGACAAUGGUGCAGUCACUUCACCUUUGGCCAUCAUUUAUUUUCACUGUAAAGUAUGGUCUUGCCUGGCUUUUCUUUUUCCACAUGUGUAAUGCGGUUAGGCAUUUGGCUUGGGAUCUUGGUCAUGGCUUUGAAAUUAAAACACUGUACAAGACUGGAUGGUUCGUUUUUGGUACUACCUUUAUUUUAGCUGGAAUUGCUGCUUCAAUGUAAUAUAAAAUGUAAUGAUUUCUGGUGAGAACAGCAUUUAGAAUAUUGUAAUUCAUUCAUAGAUUUUGUUGGCUAUGUGAGAAAAUUAUACAACUUUAAUGAAAACUAAACACAAAGAACUGUACAGUAUCUUGUAAGUUCAAUAUUUAGUUUGCAUGAUACUUUUUUUAUAAAGAAAAAAAAAAAGAUACAAUACACAAGGUAAGGGUUUAUAUUCUCAAUUGACAAUAAUACUUUUAAUCAGGAUGUUGCUUCAUUGUAGGUUUUAAAAGUAAAUAGUUACUUUGUCUUCUGUGAUGUAAUUUAUAUGUCUUGCAUAUUGCUGUUCUAAUAUAAAACCACAAUUAUCUAUAAUGUUCGAAAUAUGUUUUAUCUUAAUUUUCCUUACAGUACUUUCUUAUUAUUAGUCUAGAGCAGUUGUAGUAACAGCUAAUAAAGAUUUUGUGCACACUUGAGUAACAAAGUAAAAAUGUAAUACAAAGAUGUAUUUGUACUAAAAUAGAGAAUUAAAAUAGUUUGGGAAUAAUGUA